UAAACUCGACCUUAAGUGCUGUACUCGACCGAUGGAAGUUAUCUUUAGUUUAACAGCGCCUUGAUUCAUACCAGAACAGUUCAUCUGUAAGGCGUGGAUUAGUGUAAAUAGCUCCUGUACAGCGCUGAUGAAGCAGAGGAGCAGGCUAGCCAAGACCAUAAACUCGUCCUUAUCACCCUCCUCUCCAGCAUCAUCAUCAUCGCCAGUGCCGACUCGAGCGCCGGUCACCUGUCCCGCCUUUCUCCAGGGACCGCGUGCACAUCAGAGGUCAUCAUGAACGUGCAGGUGAUGCCCGAGCACAAGCUGGCGUCGGUGGCCCCUCUCAAACCGUACGCCGUGGAGAAGAAGGAUGUGGAGCUCAUCCUGGUCAAAGAGCACAACGGUUUGCAGUACACGAGCUCCCGCACGAGCACGUGCACCGAUAUGCCGGAGCGCGAGACUUGGGGCAAGAAACUGGACUUCCUCCUCUCUGUCAUCGGCUUCGCCGUGGACCUGGCCAACGUGUGGAGGUUCCCUUAUCUGUGCUAUAAAAACGGCGGAGGAGCCUUUCUGAUCCCGUACACCAUGUUCCUGUUCAUCGCGGGAAUGCCGCUGUUUUACAUGGAGCUGGCUUUGGGGCAGUAUAACAGAGAAGGGGCAGCCACUGUGUGGAAGAUCUGCCCUGUUUUCAAAGGUGUCGGUUAUACCGUGAUCAUCAUAGCUUUGUAUGUGGGCUUCUACUACAACGUCAUUAUAGCAUGGUCUCUGUACUAUCUGUUCUCCUCAUUCACGAGUGAUCUGCCCUGGCAGCACUGUAACAACACAUGGAACAGCAACAUGUGCAAAGACCCCAAGCUCAUCAAAAACAUCUCUCUCCUGGCUAAUGCUACCUACGCCAAGUACAAGCGAACGCCUGCUGCUGAGUUCUACGAACGAGAAGUACUGCGCCUCCAUGAGAGUCAAGGCAUAGAUGACCUGAAAGAACCUCGCUGGGAGCUGUCCCUUUGCCUUGUGGUGGUCAUCUUUAUUCUCUACUUCAGCCUGUGGAAGGGCGUAAAGUCCUCUGGAAAGGUGGUGUACAUCACUGCCACCAUGCCCUAUAUUGUACUUGUGGUGCUGCUGAUCCGUGGCAUCACACUACCUGGUGCUAUGAACGGAAUCCGUGCAUACCUCCACAUUGACCUCAAUAAGCUCAACAAUCCUCAAGUUUGGAUUGAAGCUGCCACUCAGAUUUUCUACUCUCUUGGAGCUGGUUUUGGUGUGCUUAUUGCCUUUGCCAGCUACAAUAAAUUUGACAACAACUGCUAUAGGGACGCCCUCCUGACCAGCACCAUAAACUGCAUCACCAGUUUCUUCUCAGGGUUUGCCAUCUUCUCAGUGCUGGGCUACAUGGCUGAUAAGCAUGGCAUCAGCAUUAAGGAAGUGGCCACAGAUGGGCCUGGGCUUGUGUUCAUCAUCUACCCGGAGGCCAUUUCCACUCUCCCUGGCUCCACUUUCUUUGCCAUAUUCUUCUUCAUCAUGCUUCUAACCCUAGGCAUUGACAGCUCUAUGGGUGGCAUGGAAGCAGUCAUUACUGGACUCUCAGAUGAUUUCAAGAUCCUAAGGAGAAACAGGAAAUUGUUCACCUUCAUCACUGCAUUUGGGACCUUCCUGGUUGCCUUAUUGUGCAUUACAAAAGGAGGGAUCUAUGUCUUCACCCUAUUAGACCACUAUGCUGCAGGGACAUCCAUUUUGUUUGGUGUUCUUGUGGAGGCCAUAGGAGUGUCCUGGUUCUAUGGGGUGGACAGAUUCAGUGAAGACAUUGAACGGAUGAUGGGCUUCAAGCCAGGACUCUACUGGAGGCUUUGCUGGAAGUUUGUCAGUCCUAUUUUUCUGCUGGUUGUGGUGAUUGCCAGCAUUGCCACUUCCAACACUAUGGAAUAUGAAAACUACAUCUUUCCUAGCUGGGCUACUUUGGUGGGCUGGGGCAUUGCCCUUUCCUCUAUGAUCUUCGUACCACUCUAUGCCAUCUACAAGUUCCUCAGUGUGCCAGGCACCUUCAAGCAGAGGAUAGCGUACUGUAUUACACCAGAGCACGAAUAUCAUCUGGUGGCAGAGGGAAACGUCAGGCAGUUCAAACUCAAACACUGGCUUGCCAUUUGAUGUGACCACUGGCGCUGGAAUGCCAUCAAAAAUCCCAGGCCGCUGAUGUGCCAUGUGUGGAACCUGAGAGAAAUGUGCCUCCAGUGAAGUGGACAAAGCAAAGCGAUGACGUCUGUGUGUCUCAACCACGUACCCUAUUGUCUGCACAACUCUGCUUCUGUCCUGUGGGUCUCUUUUUCUCAUUGGUAGAGAAAAAGUGUUUCUGUCUGUAUUUUGUUUGUUUUUAUUAUUAUUGUUGUUUUUGUUGUUAAAAUUAUUUUUAAAACAUGACACCUCCAAAAACCUCAAAGGUUGAAAAAAAAAAAAAUAUAUAUAUAUAUAUAUAUAUAUUUAUGACCUUUUUUUUUUAAUUAUUUGUAUUAAUUAUUUUUAUACUUCAUCUCAACCUGCAGAACAUUUAGCGUUUUUCCAAAGUUAAAAAUACACGUACACGUAUGUCACGUAUUUUACCUCUGUGUCUGUGUGGGUGGAGUGUGUAUGAGGGCCUGAACAGUAAACUAACACACAGUUAUUUCCUCUAAUAUUUUUUUCUAACCAUUUAUCCACUCAUUUUAGGCUGACACAUUUCCCAGCAAUUGUUAGGCUUUAACAGCAUAAGGAUCCCACACAUUCUUCUGUGUCCCAUAGCUGCAGUAAAACCAUUCUCACAAGUGUAUCCUGAAACCAUUUUUGCUUUGUAGAGACACACCACUGUGUCAGUGCCUUAUCAAGAAUCUACUGGUCACGUACUGACAUUUUUAAUCCUCUUUUAAUAAGACCAAAUAGGGGUUUACGCUGACCAAAGCAUUCAAAUUAACAGGAACCUUUACAGACAUGAUGGCAAGGAUACAUAUUAUCUUUAGGAAUUAACUAGAUAGCAUAGAUUCCCUAAAAAGUUACCAGAACUUAUGCGUAAUUGCAAAAAAUUUAUAAAAUCACUCCAAUGAUUGAGUUCUAUGUCAAAAUGUUAGCUCAUGCUAUAAAAUACAAAAUGUUAGGUCAGGCUAUAUAAUAAAGGAUAUUUAUCCUUAAAUUUGCACUGUGCCAAAAGAAUUCAUUUCUAUUAAAAAAAAAAGUGUCAUGUUCAAUAUUGUUCUAAAGCUCAUGUUAUCAAAAUGUAAGUUGUACACCAAAUGGAGCCGGAGCCAACUAGAUUAUAUACAGCUUAAAGUUUUUCUUUUAAAAACAAACCUCGGGUCACGGAUACAUGUUCUAUUAAAGGAAUCUCUCAAAGUGGUUUUAGCCUUUCGUCUUGAAAGCCUGUUAGCCUGACUUGGAGAAUAAAGACCAUCAAAUAGCCUACCCAAUAAAACAUAGAUUAUUUAGGUUAGGAUAGUUAUUUCUAAGACAGCCAAAAGAGACGGAAACUGUUAUAAACAAAUAAGAGUUUUGUUUGUGCUUGAAAAGAUUACAGAAGGAAGCGGUAGUUCAGUGGUUAAGACGCUGGAUUACUGAAGGUUAUGAGUUCAAAUCCCAGUACCCUGAGUAAGGCCCAUAACCCUCAACUACUUAGUUGAAUAAAUGAGAUUCAUGUAAGUCUCCCUGAAUAAGGGCAUCUGCCAAAUGCCAUAAAUGUAACUGUAUACAAACUUCUAUUUCUUGUGUUACACACGUACAACUCUCAUGCCCACAUCACAGUCUCUCCUGAGAGAGAGAGACGGAGAGAGAGAGAGAGUGAGUGAGCAUGCGUGUGUGUGAUUUGGGGUUACUAAUUUGUUGAGAAUUUCUCUCAGGUAAAAUUUGUGUUGCAUCAGUAGUUUAAGAAAAAAAAAACCACCUACUUCCUUAUAAUUCACUUGGAAAAACAAAAAGUGUUGGAAGUGGCAAAAUCCUUCUUGUAUUUUCUAUAUUUAUUAGAGUGGAAAUGCAUUCCAAUAUAUAUUACACUGUAAACAUGGUAACUGGUUGGGAUCAAGCCACAGUUGUGGUGUCCAGAUAUAUUAAUUAAUAAAUAUAUUCCUAUAUAUAAAUAUAUUCUUUUGUUAAAUAUAUCUAAUCUUGUAUUUAUCAGAUUCUUUAUAAUGAAACGUGAAUGUAAAGUAUUUUAAAUGUAGGCUGUCUACUGUAAUAUUAUGUGUUCAAUGUAUGUAAAGGUGAAACUAAUAAUAAUAAUAAUAAUAAUAAUAAUAAUAAUAAUAAUAAUAAUAAUAAUAAAAAUAUGUUCUAUGUAACUGGGGUGGUUCUUCCAUGAGAAGGUAAACUGAUCAGCCUGGUGUUUCUGAGCAAUGUUUACAGAUUGAGUGCAAAUUCCAUUGUCCUGUUCAUAGCUGAUAGAUAUCUAUGAUGAAGUUAAAAUACGCACACUAUUACAAUAAAGAGGUUUCCACACAACAAAAACAAUGUGGAGG
Molecule: messenger RNA, 4448 nt
Organism: Ictalurus punctatus (channel catfish)
Lineage: Eukaryota; Metazoa; Chordata; Actinopteri; Siluriformes; Ictaluridae
Gene: slc6a2
Product: solute carrier family 6 member 2
Exons: 15
Coding region: 274-2121 (615 amino acids)
Biological process (GO): dopamine uptake involved in synaptic transmission; sodium ion transmembrane transport
Cellular component (GO): neuron projection; neuronal cell body membrane; presynaptic membrane
Molecular function (GO): norepinephrine:sodium symporter activity; dopamine:sodium symporter activity
Source: RefSeq, a predicted model, not a curated record